AUGAUCGCCAAGAUCAUAGUUUGCAUCGCCAUCUUAAUUUGUUUGGUCUUUGCAGCGCCAGUAGAACACAAAGAAGGUUUGCGCUUUCUAUAAAGCUUCUAAACUUACCAGACACGUAUUUUUUUGUUAUCGUACCGGUUCAUUGAUCAAAAUCAGAGAAAAAAAAGAAUCUUUGUAGAAUGGAAAAUUCAUCACUGAAUCAAAAGACGGACAGAAUUUUCUAAAAGAAGCGGCUGUUUACAAAGUUUCGCAGUUCCCAUAGGAGAAAUUUUUCAAGUGACGUGAUUCUUGAAAAACCCUUACUUCCUCCCUUUAUGGUAUCAGUAGUUCUUAUAACCAAGAAGAAAUUCGGUCCAACUAUUUUCUCGACAGAACUUUUUUCAAAUUUUCAAGUUUUCAGGAAAAAUGGAUUGUUCCUCAUUGGUCGUUUGCGGUGGAGAUGAAAACUGCAUCGAAGAAAUGAUUAAGAUUUUCGAUAUGGAUUGUUUAGAAGGUAAAGAAAUCCUCCUUCCAAGAACUAAUAAUAUAUUUUUUUAGUUUCAAAAAAAGAUUUCGGCGAUAAGCGAGGAGAUUUGAAAAAAACCUGCGAAAAAUCUUGUACGGUAGCUACCUUCAACGGAUGGGCUGAAGAAUCAUACAAAAACAUCCUUAUCAUGCAUAGAUCCUCUCUAAACUCUCUUUUUUUAUUUGGUGAAUGA
Molecule: messenger RNA, 698 nt
Organism: Caenorhabditis auriculariae
Lineage: Eukaryota; Metazoa; Nematoda; Chromadorea; Rhabditida; Rhabditidae
Source: the annotation of a GenBank genome assembly